GCGAAGGUGAGCAAGGCGCCGCCGAUGCCUUACCCCGACCGGCCCAUCGCGUUCCUCGCCGAGCAGCCGAAGAAGCCACCGGUCAAGCGGGCGCCGGUGCAGCCCCAGCAGUCGCCACCGCCCGCCAAGGCGGCCAUUGCGGCGGCUCCGGCACCUUCGUCGGCCGCGUCGUCUUCGUCUGAGCCAGUGGUCGCCAAGGCCACGGCCGAGCCCUCGCCGACGCCGGCGCCAGAAGACACGGAGUACUUGCGCCGCCAGGCGUUUAUUCGCCAGGAGCAGACGGCCCGCAGCCUGGCCGGGAUGCGGCUGCUACACGACGGGGCCACCUACGCCCAGGCCCUCCAGAGCCGGAUCGAGAGGGAGAUGGAGGAGCAGCGCCGGGCCGAUGACGCGGCGGCCUUGGCGAAGGCCAAGCCAAAGGGGCCGCCCGCCCACCUGGUGGGCACCGAGACCAGGCCACCCUCUGGCGGCUUGGCGGCUGGUCACCACCCCGGCGCCUGGUUCCGGGACUUUGCCGGCAUCGUCGCCUACGCGCCCGAGUUCCCGGCCAGCGUCGUCUUCGGCAUCCGCUCUGCCGGCGGCCUCUUCGACUUCUACCCCGG
Messenger RNA from Symbiodinium necroappetens, 602 nucleotides. NCBI's taxonomy places the organism in Eukaryota, Dinophyceae, Suessiales, Symbiodiniaceae. The record is from the annotation of a GenBank genome assembly.